Gossypium arboreum is the source of this 691-nucleotide messenger RNA. RefSeq lists its product as uncharacterized. The record is from RefSeq and is a predicted model, not a curated record. The transcript is spliced from 4 exons. NCBI's taxonomy places the organism in Eukaryota, Viridiplantae, Streptophyta, Magnoliopsida, Malvales, Malvaceae. The coding region runs from base 192 to 461 and encodes 89 amino acids.
ACUAAAUUCAAAAAGUAGUGUCCCAUACGGGUCAAACUCAGAAAUAUAUAAGAAGCUGUAUUGAUUUAUGAAGAGUUUGUAUGCAACUUCCCUCUGUAUUUCUCAUUGCUUUUCUUUUUUAACAAGUUUCUUGGAGAAGGGGUCACUGGUUCUCUCUUCUCUCUUCUUAGAUCUCUAAGCUAAGCAUCCACAUGGCUUCUGCAAACAGAUGGCUCAAACCUGAGGUGUAUCCGCUAUUUGCAUCGGUGGGUGUGGCGGUCGGCAUUUGUGCCAUGCAACUUGUCAGGAAUAUCACCACCAACCCUGAAGUCAGGGUAACCAAAGAAAACAGGGCAGCUGGAGUUCUUAACAACUUUGAAGAAGGUGAAAAAUAUGCAGAACAUGGACUUAGGAAAUUUGUGCGCAACAGACAACCUCAAAUUAUGCCCUCCGUCAAUAACUUCUUCUCUGACCCUAAAUAAAAUCCAUUUGCACAAUUCUUCAAAAUUGGAUGAAAGCUUCAAGCUUAUGUUCGCCAAAUUCCAAAUUGAUUGUCUGUUGAAUUUUUUUUUUAAAUUAUUUAAAUUUAUAUAUAAAUAUUGUAACUAUGCCGCAAGGGUUGAAAAAGAUAGGAAUCAAAACUCAAAAUCUGUUGUAUGUCAUUAUUUAAGAAUGAUGGAAUGAAGCAAUUAAAUUGAGUUCUGGGUUGUAA